GGUUGACUGGGUUGACUGGGUUUACGCUUCUUUCAGCAACCGGUAGCGUGUAUAGUACCGGUGAAUAUUAGUCAGAAACAAAAUGUUGCACGCGAAAUUAAGGUUUGCGUUUUACAUUGCGACUUGUUCCUUUUAUUUGAGUUUCGUGUAUGCCAAUACUCAAGCAUCUUCGAGAAACAAUUUUGCAGAACAACUUACCGAAGAGAAUUGGGACCGUAUGCUGAUCGGAGAAUGGAUGGUGGAAUUCUAUGCACCAUGGUGUCCUGCUUGCAAAGCACUUGAACCUAUUUGGGAACAUCUCGCUUUGCAGAAGAAAAGCUUGAAUAUCAAUGUUGGAAAAGUUGAUGUUACUGAUUCUCCAGGUCUUAGUGGAAGGUUUAUGGUUACUGCUUUACCAACAAUAUAUCAUGUCAAGGAUGGUAUAUUUAGGCAGUACAAAAGUCCCAGAGACAAAGAUUCAUUAAUUGAAUUUGUAUCUGAAAAAACAUGGGAAAAAAUUGAGCCUAUUCCUGGUUGGAAGAGCCCAACUUCCAUUCAGAUGUCUGUUAUUAGUCAAUUUUUUAAAAUGUCACAAGUAUUAAGGGGAGUACAUAAUAAACUCAUGGAAGAUUUUGGACUGCCUACAUGGGGAAGUUAUCUGAUCUUUGCUGUUGCAACUAUCGUUUUAGGUGCUAUAUUAGGACUGUUUAUUGUUUGCCUGAUUGACUUCAUAUAUCCACCAAAGCAUGUAACACUUCAAAGCAAAAAGAAACAAAAAGAUGGUUCCGGUGGAUUUAUGCAAGAAAAAAGUAUACAAGAUGAAGAAAUUGUUGAAAAUGUUAAAGACGACUUGGUAGAUGAGGAGUCUGAAGGUGACGUGGAUGCAGAGGAAAAAGAAAAAGACUCUGAAAAAGAUUCGAAGGCUGAGCCGAGUAGUCCAAACGUUCGCAAACGUAAGCCACGACGACUUAGCAGAUUACCGACUAUAAUUUUGAAAAAAUCAAACAUGGUUAAGAACAUAAAGAAACGCUCGAUAAGCGAGAGUGAGGUAGCUACGAAGCCGAGACAGGAAUUUGUAUCAAAAAAGAAGAAGCCAGAAAAUGGAUCUGUACAAAAUGGACAAUCAAAUAAAGAAGUUAAAAAGAAUUUGCCACAGAAAGUGAAAGCUCAACCGAAGCCAGGUGUGGGAGUUAAGAAGGACGUAAACGAGGUAGUUGCAGAGAAAACUAAGAAACAAACAUCAAGUAAAGUUGAUAAUGAAGAAAAAUUAAAGAAAAAGCAGGCUUAUCGUGAAAAGCGUAAACUGCUGAAACAAGAUAACAAGCAUGGAGUUAGAUCUGAUUUGUCUAUGGAUGACAUUACACGUAAGAUUGAGGAGAUAGAAAAGCGAGGAAAUCUCACAAAAAGUGCUAAAAGAAAGUUAGCGCAACUCAGAAAAUUAUUAAAGGUGAAGGAAGGUACAUAUGUACCUAAGCAACAAGUAGCAAAAAAGCAAGCAGAGAAAGGAAAAAACGAGAAAUCUGUAGAAGGUGCAAAGAAAAAGCAGGUCCAAAUUAAUGCAGAGAAGAAAAAACAGGUACCGGAGAAGGUUGAAGCUAAGGUAGUCAAGGAUAAUAAAAAGAAAGAUGUUAAACAAGGUAGUCUGCUUCUUGUUAAGCAGAAGGAAUCAGAGGAUGAGGAUGAAGAUGAUGAAGAUGAGGAAGAUGUUGAGCUGGAUGAUGACGUGAGUGAAGAUGAAGAAGGAAGUGAAGUAGAGGGAGAGGAGGAUGAAGACGUUGAUGAGGAUGAUGAGGAUGACGACGUAGAGGGGGAUGAGGAGGAGGAGGAGGAUGAGGAGGAGGAGGAGGCGGAUGAUGAUGAUGAUGAAGAUGAUGAAGAGGAUGAGGAAGAAGUUAAAACUAACAUUGUUCAAAGUCCGCAAGUAAAAGAAAAACCUAAACAAAAUACAGAACAGGAUGGAAAAAAGAAGAGAUUCGUUCUUUUUGUUGGAAAUCUACCAUACACCGCUACUCAGGAAGACAUUAAGAAACAUUUCUUAACUAAAGUUAGCGAUGUAGUUGACAUCAGGAUACCUAAGAAGGAUGACAAUACAUCAAGAGGGUUUGCUUAUGUAGAAUUGACUAACAACAUUGACUAUGAAAAAGGACUUGCUCUGAACAAUUCGUUCGUGAACGGCCGAAGAAUAAAGGUGCAAUAUUCCGGGUCCAACAAAAAGGAAACAGUCGCAAAAAAUCAUAAAUUGCAAGCACUCCAAAAAGCAGGAAAAUUAGCCGGUGGACACAAGAAGUUUAAUCAGAAGUCCGCUGGGAACAAGGGGAAACCAUAUAUGCAAAAGACGAAAACGUAAUUGUUGAAUGAAUAAGACGUAUUGCACAUCAAUUUUUAAAUAUCAUCCUAAUUGUUACACUAUCCAGAUAUCUAGAUUUAAGUUUUUUAUGUAUACAACACACUGUAAAGAUUUAUGUUACGAUCAGUAUAGAUAAAACGAUUAUCUACUAAAAGAUGUAUAACUCAAUCCGCGAAACUUCAGCCUGAUUCCAAUGACUGUGUUUACGAACUCAUUUUAAACUUUAUACAUGUACAUUGUAAUCACGUGUAAUCUUAAUUGACAUUUCUGGUAAGGUUAAAAAUAUAGAUUGUUAUUUCUUGACAUGAUCAGAAUACAAAGAGGUUAGCUAAGCAACUUGGCGUAUCGUGAAGAAAUGUCUAAAUCGGAAAUCAGGCGUACAAAGAAACAAAAUGAAACGAACUAUUCCGUAAAUUUUGAGGCAACGGUUCCGUGGACGAAUGAACUUACAGAUGUACGAGAUUAAGAAUAAUAAGUGUACUAUCUACAUAACUAUGGAGUAUACAGAUAAAAAAUAAAAUUUUUCCUCUUAGGAACAAC
Messenger RNA from Dufourea novaeangliae, 2866 nucleotides. Its product is annotated as glutamic acid-rich protein-like. Lineage: Eukaryota; Metazoa; Arthropoda; Insecta; Hymenoptera; Halictidae. The coding region runs from base 83 to 2326 and encodes 747 amino acids. The record is from RefSeq and is a predicted model, not a curated record. The transcript has 7 exons. Gene Ontology annotation, molecular function: RNA binding.